GAGAAAGAGUUCAGUGGAGGAGUGAGUUUUAGCGAGCGGGACCUGCUCCUCGGAGAGCGUGGCCGACCGGGCUCCUCGCCUCUUCCGCGCGCUCUCCCGCGUCCGCUUUCAGCACCCCGCGCGGAGAACAGUUCCCGGCCGUCCGCAGCGCUGCCCGGGGCCGCCGGCCGCGGGGUUCCUGGAGCUUGGGGGAGCUCGGGAGCACCCUCUGAGAACCCCGUGUGCACGCUGCCUCCUCCUGUCUUUGGGUGUGCAAGUAAACACUGGGGAAAAGCAUCCGGCGGCCUCAGGGAGCCCUGAAGAAGCCGAAGCAGAAUGUACCAGGGACACAUGCAGAAAAGUAAAGAACAAGGAUAUGGAAAACUAAGCAGUGAUGAAGACCUCGAAAUAAUUGUUGAUCAAAAGCAGGGAAAAGGCUCUAGGGCGGCAGAUAAGGCUGUUGCCAUGGUGAUGAAGGAGAUACCGAGGGAGGAGUCUGCUGAAGAAAAGCCCCUCCUUACUAUGACAUCACAGCUGGUGAAUGAGCAGCAAGAAAGCAGACCCCUCCUGAGUCCCUCCAUCGACGACUUUCUGUGUGAAACCAAAUCGGAGGCAAUAGCAAGGCCUGUAACCUCCAAUACAGCCGUGUUGACCACUGGCUUGGAUCUCCUCGACCUGAGUGAGCCAGUCUCUCAAACCCAAACCAAAGGCAAGAAGUCAGAGCCCUCAUCAAAAACUUCAUCCCUCAAGAAAAAGGCCAAUGGAUCUGACCUCAUCAGUGCGGAUGCUGAGCAGAGAGGCCAGCCUCUCAGGGGCCCGGAGACUUCAUCCUUAGAUUUAGACAUCCAGACACAACUGGAAAAAUGGGAUGAUGUUAAGUUUCAUGGAGAUCGAAAUAGCAAGGGGCACCCAAUGGCAGACAGGAAAUCAUGCUCAUCUAGAACUGGAUCAAAAGAGCUCUUAUGGUCCUCAGAGCACAGAUCUCAACCAGAACUGAGUGGUGGCAAAAGUGCCCUCAACUCUGAGUCGGCUUCAGAGCUAGAACUGGUGGCUCCAACACAGGCUCGACUGACCAAAGAACAUCGCUGGGGAAGUGCAUUACUUUCUAGAAACCACUCCUUAGAAGAAGAAUUUGAAAGAGCAAAAGCAGCAGUGGAGUCAGACACAGAGUUUUGGGAUAAGAUGCAAGCAGAAUGGGAAGAAAUGGCCCGGAGGAACUGGAUAUCUGAGAACCAAGAAGCCCAGAACCAAGUUACAGUCUCAGCUAGUGAGAAGGGAUAUUACUUUCACACUGAAAACCCCUUCAAGGACUGGCCGGGAGCAUUUGAAGAAGGCUUGAAAAGGCUGAAGGAAGGGGACCUGCCAGUCACCAUCCUGUUCAUGGAGGCAGCAAUUCUUCAGGACCCUGGAGAUGCAGAGGCAUGGCAGUUCCUCGGGAUAACCCAGGCAGAGAAUGAAAAUGAACAAGCAGCUAUUGUCGCCCUCCAGAGGUGCUUAGAAUUACAGCCCAACAACUUGAAAGCUUUGAUGGCUUUGGCUGUGAGUUACACGAACACUGGCCAUCAGCAGGAUGCCUGUGAAGCUCUGAAGAAUUGGAUUAAGCAAAAUCCAAAGUACAAAUACCUUGUGAAGAGCAAGAAGGGAUCUCCAGGCCUCACCCGGCGGAUGUCUAAGUCCCCAGUUGACAGCUCUGUUCUGGAAGGAGUGAAGGAAUUAUAUCUGGAAGCUGCCCACCAAAAUGGAGAUGUGAUUGACCCGGACCUACAGACAGGUCUGGGGGUACUGUUCCACCUGAGUGGAGAAUUUAACAGAGCAAUAGAUGCAUUUAACGCCGCCUUAACUGUUCGGCCAGAGGACUAUUCAUUAUGGAACCGUCUCGGGGCGACCCUGGCGAACGGGGACCGCAGCGAGGAGGCCGUGGAGGCCUACACGCGGGCGCUGGAGAUCCAGCCGGGCUUCAUCCGCUCCAGGUACAAUCUGGGGAUCAGCUGCAUCAACCUGGGCGCCUACAGAGAAGCGGUCAGCAAUUUUCUCACUGCCCUCAGUUUGCAAAGAAAGAGCAGGAAUCAACAGCAAGUUCCUCAUCCGGCCAUCUCUGGGAAUAUCUGGGCUGCCCUCAGAAUUGCACUGUCUCUGAUGGACCAACCGGAACUCUUCCAGGCGGCUAAUCUUGGUGACCUGGAUGUCCUCCUAAGAGCUUUCAAUUUGGAUCCUUAAAGGAAAAGGAAAAAAAUAAAUAACCCCUCAUCUGUUUAAUUGUACUGAGAAAUGAAAAACUAUUUUAUUAUGAAUUUCAAAAAGGAUAAAUCAGAUAUUCAAAAAGACAUGGUCAUGUAACCCAAGGAAAUUAAUUUCUACAGACAAUGCCCAGUCUCUGUUCAGAUCCAAAAGCACAAAAUGUUGUAGACAGAGUGAAGGUCGGGCUCAAAAGAAGAAUUGAGAGACUCAAACUAAAAUAAAGUAACUGUGUGCGAAUACUCUUUUCACAAGUUGCAAGCAUAUUGCAAAAUAUGUUCUUUGGGUUUUUUGUCCCUACUUGCAGCAGAUGAUACAUCUGAGGAACUUGCUCAUGGGACACUUGCUCAUGGGAGAAAGCACUGCCUCAGAUCAGGAAAUUCUGACUGUUUCUGAAAUGUCCCCUUUUGCAAGACUGAACAUAGUUUGGGCCAUUGGUGCAUGCACAUAUAUUAACUCUUGACUAAAGACAGGCAUUGCUUAAACCUGUUCCAAUUUUAACUUUUACGGUAGCCCUUUGAUUCCAGAGAGGGAGCUUUGCUGGCAAAAGCAGUUUUUGCACUAGAAAUUUUUGCUGUUCCCAAUCAAAACUUUUCUGGGAUUGUAUAUAUGCACUUUAAUAUCUUAUUUAUGCCUUGCUGGAGUUUUGUUUUGUUGCUCCAAUUUUUAACUUGGGGGUGAAAGAUUUGGGAACUCAGCCUUGUUAGAUCAAUGGACCAAAUAAGAAAUUCCUGAAAAUAGUU
Lemur catta (Ring-tailed lemur) is the source of this 2957-nucleotide messenger RNA. It is a transcript of the gene PEX5L, whose product is annotated as peroxisomal biogenesis factor 5 like. NCBI's taxonomy places the organism in Eukaryota, Metazoa, Chordata, Mammalia, Primates, Lemuridae. Gene Ontology annotation, cellular component: peroxisomal membrane; cytosol. The transcript is spliced from 15 exons. Gene Ontology annotation, molecular function: protein binding. The record is from RefSeq and is a predicted model, not a curated record. The coding region runs from base 316 to 2196 and encodes 626 amino acids. Gene Ontology annotation, biological process: protein import into peroxisome matrix, docking.